AUGCGUUCUUCUUUGAGCAGCAUUGACAAAAGAACCUCGCCAUCCGAGUCCACCGGUAUCUCUUCGCGCACUCGGUGUUCAAGUAGAAAGGCCAAACAAGGACUCACCCAAACAAGGACUCACCUCGAGAUCGAAUCACCUUCCACGAUGGCGUCCGCAACGCCGUCACAACGACACGGACGCGCCUUAGCCCAUGCCCAAUACACACCUUCCAUCAACAUUCCAGCACUACCUCCCUACGAAGCACCAGAGGCACCGCUGGAUGCCGAACAGCAGCGCCGACUUGCCACCCUCCUCUCGUCCCGGGAACUGAAAGACCUCAAAACACACAUUAAAAGCGCCGCCGAGAAACUCACCGAGUCAGUGGGGCAAAUUGGCGAUCGCCUAUGCGAUGCACAAGUACGCUAUGAAAGGGAAAAGGACAAAAUCAACGCCCGACGGCGUGCAGGGAGCGAUGAAGAAAACAUAGCUGCCGACCGGGACGAAGCUCUCCUGGAGGAGCAGCAGCGGCUGACUGGGAUGGAACAAAAAGUUGAAUCUCUAAGGGGAAUCAUGGAAGAGAGGAUGCGCAAAGUCAUUGAUACAGAGAGCCGGCUGCAAGCAUUAGAGGACGCUGUUGAGCAGAUGUCGAGGGAAGAAGCUCAGGCACAGACGCAACCGCGGCAAACCCGAAGCGCGCGGAGGAGACCACGACAUAGCGGUGGAGGAACCGACGACGAGGAUGAUGAGCAGGAUGGAGACUAUGAGACUACGCCCGAGCGCGAGGCUAGGGAGCUGAAUGCGCAGAAUCCGCCCAGCCGCAGGUUUGUUGCUGGGCUGGGCCGAGAAAUUGAGAAAUGGGAUUCCCUCUCGAUGACCCAAAAGUACACGGGGCAUAACGACUACGUCGGUUUCUACAGAGUUGUGCAUGAGUCCAAGUUCCCAGCUGAUCAUGUUCCGCCUCUUCCACACUCGUCUACAUGGUUUGAAGGACGAGAAGAUCCUAAUGCAUCUGCCCAGCGGACACGCUCAACGCGCAAUCGAGAACCAUCUCCUGCAGAGUCGGACGACAUUGCAAUUGAGCGGGAGAGGGAGUCCCUUGUUUGCCCGCUUACCCAGCGUAUGUUCGAGGACCCUGUGACAAGCGGUAAAUGCCCACAUAGCUUCGAGCGAGAGGCUAUCAUGAGCAUGAUAUCGCGCAGCCCGACGACCGUCGCACCUGGCCCGGGCCAAGGAAGAAGGCGCCUGAGAUCAAUUAAAUGCCCCGAGUGUGAUACGGUGUUCACGGCGGCAGACCUGCAUAGCAACCCGGCGUUGGUUUUGAAAGUCCAGCGGGCUCAGAAGGCGCAGCGGGAGGCUGAAGAGCAUCUGCACGAUGCCGACGACUUGGAUGAUCCGAACCGGGUUACCCUGACCAGUGAUGCCGUGGACGCAGACGAGAUGGAUGUAGAUGUGGACCUGGAUGCAGAUGAGUCAGAUGAACCGCGGGUCAAAACGGAACCAAUGACCCAAGAGGCACUGUCUGUGGCUACAGAUAGCGAAGAAGAGGCUACAGAUAGUGACGAGGACGAGGAGGACGACGACGACGACAACGAAGAAUGA
Molecule: messenger RNA, 1581 nt
Organism: Penicillium chermesinum
Lineage: Eukaryota; Fungi; Ascomycota; Eurotiomycetes; Eurotiales; Aspergillaceae
Product: SUMO ligase MMS21
Exons: 2
Coding region: 1-1581 (526 amino acids)
Biological process (GO): double-strand break repair via homologous recombination; protein sumoylation
Cellular component (GO): nucleus; Smc5-Smc6 complex
Molecular function (GO): zinc ion binding; SUMO ligase activity
Source: RefSeq, a predicted model, not a curated record